Labeo rohita (rohu) is the source of this 2069-nucleotide messenger RNA. RefSeq names its product Nicalin-1-like. Lineage: Eukaryota; Metazoa; Chordata; Actinopteri; Cypriniformes; Cyprinidae. Bases 135 to 1805 code for a protein of 556 amino acids. Gene Ontology annotation, cellular component: endoplasmic reticulum membrane. The transcript has 16 exons. Gene Ontology annotation, biological process: regulation of signal transduction. The record is from RefSeq and is a predicted model, not a curated record.
CUGUGCCUCGGCCUCUCUAAGCCUUGUCCCGGCCAUGCUUCGAACAUCACAUCCUGCUCAGAGCACAAGACAAAACGUUUUUCCACACCGAGGAAGAUCUAACGUGGAGUUUGGACGUCUUUUGGUGGACUCAAAUGUGGGGUGUCAGCAUGACUCUUCGAACCUUGAAAGUAGCGGCACUUCUGCUGCUGUCGGUGCAUCUCCUGCAUGCAUCUGCCCUGCCGGCUGCAUCUUCCUAUGAGUUUACCGCAUACAGGAUGCAGCAAUACAACUUACAUCAGGACAAACAUGGUUGCCGUGGAGCUAUUGUGGUGGCAGAGGCACGAUCUGCUGUGGAUACGAGUCUGACUCGCCGCUGUGUGAUCAUGAAGCUGCCUGAUUUCACCACAGAGCGCUACCUAGAGGCCAAAAAGCAGAAUGCAGCAGCGGUUUUGAUUCUGCUGCCCCAAAACAUCUCUUCAGUACCAGAGGAUAUUGUACAGGGCUUUAUGGUGGCUGAAUCUCAGGUCCUGCAGAAGGAGACCCUGAUGCCUGUGUAUGUGGUCCCAGAGGACGACCAGCUGCUCUGUAUGUAUGAGGAAGUCACUCAGGCUGCAGCAACUAAGUCUGCUUCUGUACUAGUGAGAGUUCUCCGUAGUAUCAUCACCGCCACCGCUUUUCAAAUAUUAGUAAGCAACAACUCCCCCAUCAAGCCUAUUACUGAUACCACCAUCAAUACUUUGGAGGGAGUACUUCCUGGAGCUGGAGAAGACCCACCCACUAUUGUAAUUACGGCCCAUUAUGACUCGUUCGGUCUUGCUCCUUGGCUGGCGUAUGGUGCGGAUUCAAAUGGCAGUGGCGUCACUGUUCUUCUCGAGCUGGUUCGACUCUUUCAUCAUCUCUACAGCAACCCACGAAGCCAGGCUCCGUACCACCUUUUAUUCUCCCUGACUGGUGGUGGUAAAUAUAACUUCAUGGGCACCAAGCGUUGGCUGGAGGAAAAUAUGGACCAUGUAGAAUCCAGCCUUUUGCAUGACAAUGUGGCAUUUGUUCUGUGUCUUGACUCUCUCGGCACUGGAGACGAGCUUUUCCUGCAUGUUUCACGACCACCUAAAUCUGGAACACCUCAGUACAGCUUCAUUCAGCAACUGGAGCAGAUCAUUUCUGCCAGGUUCCCCUGGGUGAGAUUUGGAACUGUCCAUAAGAAGAUCAACCUGCAGGAAGCCACCGUGGCUUGGGAGCAUGAGCGCUAUGGAAUGAAACGUAUCCCAGGAUUCACUCUGUCGCACAUUGAGAACCCUAAAUCAGAGCUGAGAGGAUCUAUCCUGGACACCAUGGCACAGGUGGACAUCAGGAAACUCAAGCGGAACGCCGUUAUCGUUGCUGAGUCCUUGGCAAGAUUCAUGUACAAUCUUUCAGACAAGGGCUCCGCUAAGGACAUGCAGGUUUUCAAGGGCAGUUUGGAUGUUCAAGACAGCCGUUUGUCUGCACUGAUGACCAUGAUAACGUCUGUUCCACGAGCCGUUCAGCUGAUGGACAGAGAGCCAGAACACGCACUCCUGAUCAGCAGCCUGGAGCAAGAGUUCAAACACUAUCUACAGCAGGUCCACAGACACACGUUCCACUCGGACCGAAGGGAUCCUGAAAUCACAUUCUUUGAUCAAAUGAAACAACCAAUGAUGAUGUACAGGGUGAAGCCUGCCGCCUUUGACCUGUUUUUGGGUGGCUGUAUAGCUGGAUACCUUGGAAUAGUUUAUUAUGCAAUCCAGAACUUUGGCAAUGUCUACACUAAAUUAAAAGCAACUGUGAAAGCCAAGCAUCAGUAAACUUGAGUAAAGGAGACACAUCAAAGAACCGGUGCACAGAGACGUCUACAAGAUGGUCAAUGCUAUACCUGUGAGGACUGAAAACUUCUGGAAUUCAUGUCUAGAAUUUAAAGUGGCUACCUUGGUGUUUUAUAAUUCCUUUGCAGUCUCUUCUGUUUCUGUUUGAUUCCUUUUUUUAAAUUAAAGAUCACCUCUCUCUUUUAGAACUGGCUACUUUACAAAAAUCCUUCUGGAACUUUAUGUUUACACUUUGGUCACUGAAAG